Rotaria socialis is the source of this 1251-nucleotide messenger RNA. Lineage: Eukaryota; Metazoa; Rotifera; Eurotatoria; Philodinida; Philodinidae. The record is from the annotation of a GenBank genome assembly.
AUGAAGAAUAGCUUGAAAUUAUCUCGUUAUUUACCUCAUCAUUAUCAAGAUAAUAGCUACAAUGAUUAUCCAUCAGAUACAAAAUAUCCUUCAAUAUGUGCUGGUUGUAAUUGUCAAAUUUACGAUCAAUAUUUAUUAAAAGUUGCGCCAGAUCUUGAAUGGCACAUUCAAUGUUUAAAAUGUUACGAAUGUGGACAAUAUCUCGAUGAAAAAACGACAUGUUUUGUUCUCGAUGGAAAAACUUUUUGCAAAUUCGAUUAUAUACGAUUGUUUGUAUCUAAAUGUGCCAAAUGUCACCAAUCGUUUUCUAAAAAUGACUUAUUUAUUCGUACGACAUUCUAUCGAAGAUUUCAUACGGAUUGUUUUCGUUGUGAUCAUUGUGAUCAUUUGCUUACAUCAGGCGAUGAAUAUUAUAUUCAUAGGCAAAAUGAAAUUUUAUGUCGACAACAUUUUCAACAAUUAUCAUCAAAUGAAACAAGUAGUACAGAAUCAAAAUCGUCAUCGUCGGAUUCAGUUGGAAAUCCAACAGCAGCAACAAAUAAUAAUAAUAAUAAUAAUAAUAAUAAUAAUAUUCCAUUACGUCCACUACCAACAUCAUCAUCAUCAUCAGCAGCAUCAAGCUCGUCAAAUCAAGUAACAGUAGGACUUAGCGGCUCGAAAUCAACAAAUCAUGGAAAUACUAUACGUAAAGAUAAAACAACACGUAUGCGUACAGUAUUAAACGAAAAACAACUGUUAACGCUACGUACAUGCUAUAGUGCUAAUCCACGACCGGAUGCACUUAUGAAAGAGCAACUUGUUGAAAUGACACAAUUAUCUCCGCGUGUUAUACGUGUUUGGUUUCAAAAUAAACGUUGUAAAGAUAAAAAGAAAAGUAUAUUAGCAAAACAAACUCAAGAACAACAAAAAGUUCUCUCAAGUCUUAAUCAUGGUAUACCAUUAGUUGCUUCAUCUCCUGUAUCAAACGAUAUGAAUAUUGGUUUACCGCAAGCAUCACUUGUUGAAGUUCAAUAUCAUCCAGGUGGUCCAUGGAAAACGUUUAAUGAAGCAUAUCCACCGUUUUCUAAUGAUUAUCAUUCUCAUAGUCAUCAACAUCAUAUACAACAACGACAGCCAACUUUUCAUGAUAAUGUUCUUAGCGGUUUUGCAUCAGAGGAUGAUAGCAAUUGUUUUGAUGCAUCACAAUUUAGUGAAGAACGUAGUGACAAUAGUUGCGAUGGAAGUGCAACUGGUCAACUAACACUUUUGUGA